CCCGGUGCGAAAUUGGUGCUUGCGCAGUACAGUUUCAUGACGUUUAUACUGUGCGACAAAGCGUUUAUGCGACGCAUACAGCGAUGGCGAGCGGUAAAAAGAGUGCUUUGCUCUCCUCUUUGGCAGACUAUGGAGACGACACAGAGCCGGAUUCUGACCCCGAACCAGAAGACACAGGGGUCCGUGCAGGUCUGGUGUACAGCUAUGGUGACGAUGACCUGAACCGCACUGAGGAUGUGGAAGACAAAGUGUCUGGAGAUGAAGACAGCAGAGAAAGCAACUCGGAAAUGGACGAAUCUGACGAGGGGAGGGACGCAGAUGAUGUUGAGAUCCCAGAAGCAGAAAAAAAAGACCCCAAUGAGCUAGUUGCUCUAUUCUCAGAGAAGGUGAGGAACAUGUCACCUGAUGAGAUCAGGAUCCCCCCCGAACCCCCUGGACGAUGCUCCAGCCAACUACAGGAGAAGAUCCACAAGCUGUACGAGAGGAAGCUCCAUGGAGAUUUUGACACAAACAGCCACAUCCAGAAAAAGAAAGAAUUUAGAAACCCAAGUAUUUACGAGAAGCUGAUUCAGUUCUGCGGUAUAGACGAACUGGGAACUAACUACCCGAAGGAUAUGUUUGAUCCUCACGGCUGGUCAGAAGACUCUUACUACGAAGCUCUAGCCAAAGCCCAGAAAGUGGAGAUGGACAAACUGGAAAAAGCCAAGAAGGAGCGGACCAAGAUUGAGUUUGUCACAGGUACGAAGAAGGGCACCAACCCCUCCAGCACAGCAGCCUCCACCACCAGCAACACCACCACUACCACAGCUACAGCGGACGCCCAGAAGAGGAAAAGCAAGUGGGACUCGGCGAUCCCCGUCACCCUGGCCCAGCCCACCCUCAUCACUACCACAGCCACCCUGCCAGCCGUCGUCUCCGUGACAACCACCGCCAGCGGCACCAAGACCACCGUCAUCUCCGCAGUGGGCACCAUCCUAAAGAAAGCAAAACAGUGAACACAAAGAACGAGCGGGAACACGCAGUAUGUUGCCGAUAAGAGUGAGCGAUGACAUGAAGCUGGAAGUGUUGUCCUGUGCUCAUUAUACAUGUGAAAGGUAGAGAGUAAGAGAGCAAUCUACAAACGCCCUCUGAUACACACGGACUAAUUGAAAGACUUAACUGCCUUCUGUCUCUGGGAUUGUAAACAGUAGUUUUUCAUCAAGCUGAAUUCACAGUAAGGUGAAAAUCCAGGAAGUAUGACAAAGCUGGAAUCAACAUCGCUCAUCUCUCACCCACAGCCUGCUUCUACUGAAGCUGAGGAUUAUCAUUACCAUCAUUUGUUUUUAAUAUGUUGGCAACAGUUGUUAGGCAUAAGAGCAUGAAUGAAAAAGGAAUACACGUACGUACAGUUUCUGAGAAAUAGUUUAUUUUUCUAUCCACAGUUAUGGUGCACUAUUUUCGUGCCUCCUGUAACAGUUAUGUGUAAUAGCUCAACAUGUCCAUUUUUUUCAGCUUUUUUUUUUUCAUGGCGUAUUAUUCUCUCUGAGGUAAGAUUUUUUACACUUGUACAUAUAUGUAUUACUGACAAAGGUGAAUAAAUGGAUCAUAUGUUGCCUUUUCA
Thunnus maccoyii (southern bluefin tuna) is the source of this 1600-nucleotide messenger RNA. It is a transcript of the gene sap30bp, whose product is annotated as SAP30 binding protein. The record is from RefSeq and is a predicted model, not a curated record. The transcript has 10 exons. Gene Ontology annotation, biological process: regulation of DNA-templated transcription. NCBI's taxonomy places the organism in Eukaryota, Metazoa, Chordata, Actinopteri, Scombriformes, Scombridae. Bases 84 to 995 code for a protein of 303 amino acids. Gene Ontology annotation, cellular component: nucleus.